CCCCAGGAUGCUCUGGGCAUGGCCUCGGGAACCCCACAGCAGAGCAGCCAGAAGGCAGAGGAGAGCCCCAGCUUCCUGGACGAGCUCCUCCGCGACUUCCCAGCCCCGCUGGGCCCAGAGAGCCCUUUGCCAUGGAAGGUCCCAGGGACGAUGCUGAGCCAGGAGGAGGUGGAAGGCGAGCUGGCUGAGCUGGCCAUGGGCUUCCUGGGCAGCAGGAGUGCUCCGCCACCACUUGCUGCCUGCCUGGCCCACGAGGCAGUUUCCCAGCUGCUGCAGAUGGACCUUUCUGAGUUCAGGAAGUUGCCGGAGCAGGAGGAAGAGGAGGCCCCUGUGACCCUGCUGGAUGCUGCGGGCCUGGCGCGGAGCCUCUUUGACCGGCUCUGGGAAGUGUGCAGCCAGUGGCAGAAGCAGGUGCCCAUGGCUGCCCGGGUCCCGCAGCGGCAGUGGCUGGGCUCCGUGCACGCCAUCCGCAACGCCCGCCGCAGGAUGGAGGACCGGCACGUGUGCCUCCCUGCCUUCAACCUGCUCUUUGGCCUAUCGGACUCUGUGGACCGUGCUUACUUUGCCGUGUUCGAUGGUCACGGAGGGGUGGACGCCGCGAGGUACGCAUCUGUGCAUGUGCACGCUGUCGCUGCCCACCGACCAGAGCUGCCCACUGACCCCGCGGGGGCCCUGCGAGCAGCCUUCCGCUGCACCGAUGAGAUGUUCCUUUGGAAAGCCAGGCGAGAGCGGCUGCAGAGCGGCACUACAGGGGUGUGCGCGCUCAUCGCUGGGAACACUCUGCAUGUGGCCUGGCUCGGGGACUCCCAGGUGGUCCUGGUGCAGCAGGGGCAGGUGGUGAAGCUGAUGGAGCCACACAGACCUGAGCGGCAGGACGAGAAGGACCGCAUCGAGGCACUGGGUGGCUUCGUGUCCCACAUGGACUGCUGGAGGGUCAAUGGGACCCUGGCCGUCUCCAGAGCCAUCGGGGACGUCUUCCAGAAGCCCUAUGUGUCUGGGGAGGCGGACACGGCCUCGCGGGCGCUGACGGGCUCCGAGGACUACCUGCUGCUGGCCUGCGAUGGCUUCUUCGACGUGGUCCCCCACCAGGAGGUGGCCGGCCUCGUGCAGAGCCACCUGGUCGGGCAGCAGGGCAGCGGGCUGCGCAUGGCUGAGGAGCUGGUGGCUGCCGCCCGGGAGCGGGGCUCCCACGACAACAUCACGGUCAUGGUGGUCUUCCUCCGGGACCCCCGAGACCUGCUGGAGCCAGAGACCGAUGGUGUGCUGAGAAGCUAG
Messenger RNA from Lipotes vexillifer (Yangtze River dolphin), 1275 nucleotides. It is a transcript of the gene PPM1F, whose product is annotated as protein phosphatase, Mg2+/Mn2+ dependent 1F. Gene Ontology annotation, biological process: negative regulation of protein kinase activity; protein dephosphorylation. Gene Ontology annotation, molecular function: cation binding; protein serine/threonine phosphatase activity. Lineage: Eukaryota; Metazoa; Chordata; Mammalia; Artiodactyla; Lipotidae. The coding region runs from base 19 to 1275 and encodes 418 amino acids. Gene Ontology annotation, cellular component: nucleus; cytosol. The record is from RefSeq and is a predicted model, not a curated record. The transcript is spliced from 7 exons.